Molecule: messenger RNA, 915 nt
Organism: Daphnia carinata
Lineage: Eukaryota; Metazoa; Arthropoda; Branchiopoda; Diplostraca; Daphniidae
Product: elongation of very long chain fatty acids protein AAEL008004-like
Exons: 2
Coding region: 60-902 (280 amino acids)
Biological process (GO): very long-chain fatty acid biosynthetic process; fatty acid elongation, saturated fatty acid; fatty acid elongation, monounsaturated fatty acid
Cellular component (GO): endoplasmic reticulum membrane
Molecular function (GO): fatty acid elongase activity
Source: RefSeq, a predicted model, not a curated record
CUGGUGAAUAAUCGACGUGCGUCGUCAGUUUUCCGAAUAACCGUGUCGCUUGCUGCACAAUGGCUUUCCUCUUCCAAGCCCUGAUUUUCGAGAAUUCGCCAUUAUGGGAAUCAAGAGAUAAACGAAUAGAUGGCUGGCCGCUUAUGAGCUCCCCUCUUCCAACAAUCGUAAUAUGUUUAACUUACGUCUACUUCGUCAAAAUAUGGGGCCCCAAGUUCAUGAAUCAUCGACCGGCUUACAACCUUCGAGAAGUUUUAGCGGUGUACAACGCAAUUCAGAUUGUUUGCAACGGCUGGCUAUUCUACGAAUUAGGCCGUUACGGCUGGCUCAGCGGGAAUUACAGCUUCACUUGUCAGCCAGUUGAUUACUCGAAUAACGAAGCAGCCCUACGGAUCCUCAGAGCCAGCUAUUGGUUUUUCAUGUCAAAGUUCCUUGAUUUAUUUGAUACGCUGUUCUUUGUGCUUCGCAAGAAAAAUAAUCAAAUCACGAUGCUUCACGUCAUCCAUCAUGGACUACUUCCCAUGACCAUAUGGCCGGGAGUUCGUUUCACGGCCGGUGGACACGCCUGUUUUUUCGCCUUCCUCAAUACGUUGGUGCACGUUGUGAUGUACUUCUACUAUUUUUUGGCGGCAAUGGGACCAAGCGUUCGCAAAUACCUCGGCUGGAAAAAGCAUCUGACAUGCUUCCAAAUAAUGCAGUUCAUUGUUGGAUCGGUCCAUUGUUUCCAGCUGAUAUUCAUCGACUGUGAUUUCCCCAUCGUUUUCUGCUGGUGGAUCGGAUGUCACGAAAUCCUCUUUUUUUUCCUUUUCAUCAAUUUCUACAGACAAACUUAUUUACCACAGCAAGCAACGAAGUCAUCAUCCCAAUCCAAAAAGAAAAACGUGAGGCUAAAAAUUUGCUGAAUGAUUCAGUGCG